UCAAAUGGGAUAUUUUUACUUGGUUUUGGCCUUUACUCUACUAAAGGUUACAUAUUAUUUAACUAAUGCAAUUUAAACAGUCUCAGAUACAAGUGUCAUCGUAACGUUCCCAAGAUGGUCUUAACAUUGUACAAAAUGGACAUGAGCUCCUGUUGCCGAGCCGUCUUGCUAACAAUCAAAGCGUUAGAUCUACCAGUGGAGUACGUAGAAGUGAAUUUAUUAAAGAGAGAAGCAAGCGCGCCACAUAUUGCAAAGCUUAAUCCACGCUGUAAAAUUCCUAUAUUGGAGGACAACGGCGCUGUUAUAUGGGAUAGCCAUGCGAUUAACGCUUAUCUCGUGCAAACGUACGGGAAGGACUGUAAACUGUAUCCCAGCGAUGCAGCCGGUCAAGCUAAUGUGCAGGGAUGGCUGUAUUUUGACACCGAAAUCUUCGCAAAACUGAACGAUUUAAUGGUUCAGGUGAGCACUACGCGAACCAUUUCCGAACAAACGUACGAAGAGGUACGCAACAUUUACCAUGUGCUGAAUAACUAUUUGAAGGAAAAGAAAUGGAUAACUGGCGACAACGUAACCAUAGCCGAUUUUAGUUUGCUCUCUACAAUUGAAUCAUUUAAUUGCUGCUUGGAGGUGGAUCCGAACAAGUAUGCCAAUGUAGCUAGAUGGCUUGGGGAAGCUCAAAAGCUUCCGUUCUAUGAAGUUACUACUAAAAAAGGAAUAGAAGAUUUGGCAGGGUUUUUAAAGUUCCUGUUGAGCGCGAAGAAAUAAAACAAUGAACUGGU
Photinus pyralis (common eastern firefly) is the source of this 779-nucleotide messenger RNA. Its product is annotated as glutathione S-transferase D5-like. Gene Ontology annotation, biological process: glutathione metabolic process. Bases 115 to 765 code for a protein of 216 amino acids. Gene Ontology annotation, molecular function: glutathione transferase activity. NCBI's taxonomy places the organism in Eukaryota, Metazoa, Arthropoda, Insecta, Coleoptera, Lampyridae. The transcript is spliced from 3 exons. The record is from RefSeq and is a predicted model, not a curated record.